AUGCCUUUCGCGCAGCUGGUUAUUGGCCCCCCGGGUGCCGGAAAGUCGACAUAUUGCAAUGGAAUGCAUCAAUUCCUAGGCGCAAUCGGCCGCAAAUGCUCUAUCGUCAACCUCGACCCCGCCAACGACAAGACCUCGUAUCCAUGUGCGCUGGACGUACGCGACCUUGUGACGCUGGAGGAGAUCAUGGAGGACGAUAAGCUCGGCCCAAACGGAGGUGUGUUAUACGCACUAGAGGAGCUUGAAAAGAACUUUGACUGGCUGGAGGAGGGGCUGAAGGAGCUCGGAGAUGACUACAUUCUAUUCGACUGUCCCGGCCAGGUCGAGCUAUUUACACACCACUCUUCAUUACGGAAUAUCUUCUUCAGGAUCCAGAAAAUGGGCAUCCGGCUGAUCGUGAUUCACCUCGUCGACUCGUACACACUAACUCUCCCCUCGAUGUACAUCUCCGCCCUCCUCCUCUCCCUCCGCGCUAUGUUGCAACUCGACCUCCCACACCUAAAUGUCCUCACAAAAAUCGAUAACCUCUCCAAUUACGCCCCUCUUCCCUUCAACCUCGACUAUUACACGGAAGUGCAAGAUCUGUCAUAUCUACUCCCACACCUAGAAGCCGAGUCUUCCCGACUAUCUCAUGAGAAGUUCGGCGCCUUGAACCAAACGAUCAUCGACCUCGUGGAGGAAUUCGCACUCGUCGGGUUCGAGACACUGGCCGUUGAAGAUAAGAAGAGUAUGAUGAGUCUGCUGAAUGCUAUCGACCGUGUGUCCGGAUAUGCAUUUGGCCCCGCCGAGGGCGCGAAUGAUACCGUCUGGAAGGUUGCAGUUCGCGAAGGGAUGGGUAUUACCGAUGUCCGGGAUGUGCAGGAGCGGUGGCUUGAUGCUAAGGAUGAGUAUGACUACCUUGAAGAGAAGGAGUUGGAGGAAGAGGUGCGGUUGCGCAAUGCCGCGAGCCAGGUUGAGAAGACCGGUGCACCAGAGACAGAUGACGCUGCGGCUAGCGACGAUGAUGGUGAAUUCUAUGACGAGGAAGUAGAAAAGUGGAAGGCCAACAUGCCAGAUCAUGGCAUAAAGGUGCACCGCAAGUCAUGA
This is a messenger RNA of Penicillium antarcticum, 1086 nucleotides long. Its product is annotated as GTPase GPN2. Lineage: Eukaryota; Fungi; Ascomycota; Eurotiomycetes; Eurotiales; Aspergillaceae. Bases 1 to 1086 code for a protein of 361 amino acids. The record is from RefSeq and is a predicted model, not a curated record. Gene Ontology annotation, molecular function: GTPase activity. The transcript is spliced from 3 exons. Gene Ontology annotation, cellular component: cytoplasm.